Cornus florida is the source of this 5543-nucleotide messenger RNA. RefSeq names its product pleiotropic drug resistance protein 3-like. The transcript is spliced from 24 exons. Gene Ontology annotation, molecular function: ATP binding; ATP hydrolysis activity; ABC-type transporter activity. Gene Ontology annotation, cellular component: membrane. Bases 1549 to 5400 code for a protein of 1283 amino acids. Lineage: Eukaryota; Viridiplantae; Streptophyta; Magnoliopsida; Cornales; Cornaceae. The record is from RefSeq and is a predicted model, not a curated record.
AGAGAGAGAGAGAAGAAGGGAUAGAUGGUCGGCCGUGGAUGAUGGCGACGACGACGAGCUCGGAUCCGAAGCCCUCUCCUCCGACGCCCACCGCCUCUCUGCCCUGCGCCGCCGUAAAACCCCCCAACUCCCCCUCAUCUCUGGCGCUCCACCGGUUCGGGUACUUCGUCGAUCUCAGCCUUGGUACCCUUUCCCAGCGCCUUCUCCUCGUUGCGUACACCUGCAGCAACCUCGUCUGAAAACACGAGAUGGAUUGUUUGGCGCAAGAUGUCCCAUCCAAAUCCCAUUUUGACUCAACAAAGCUUUUUCCCAAUCGGAUUUUGGGUUUAGGGGCUGAUAGUGGACGGACCCUUAAUUGGGGAUGAGAAAGAUGAAACCAGACAAGACCCGUCGUCGACCCAAAUCCGGCAGGCGCAGAACAUGAUAAGUUGGAGUUUUUACGUUGCCGGAGGUGGAAUUUACCGGUGACCACGAGUAUGGAGAUGCGUGGUCAUUGACCGUGAUACGUGAAUUAGUUGUAACUGUUUGUUAUUCAACAAUGUCUAGUGUUGAAGAUCCAAAUACUGAUAUUACAAACAACAAUAUAUUGAUUGCAGGGAGUAAAUAAUUUAGAAAAAUUUAAGCGAACUAUGUCGUAACUCAAUUAUUCUGAUUUUUAUAAACAUUGAAAAUUAUUAAUCUAAUUUUUAAUUUGUAGUCUUUUUUAUUAAUUUUUAAGCGAUGGUCGGCUGUGAUGAGGAACUGCAGUGGGCAAGGUAGCGAGGAUGGAACUGAUGGCGGUUCGCGGCGGCGUGACUGGCGCAGUGGUGGGCGACGGCUGGUGCAGCGGUGAGCGACGGGCUCGGCUGUGGCCGGGGAGCAAGGGGGCUUCGGACGGCGGCCGGCGGCCGGCGAGCAAGAGAAUACACAACUAUCUCCAUUAAUACCGGUGAGCUUCAUACUACAGCAACAAUUCACCCACCACCACUCUCACCACUGCUCUCAGCAACAGCUUCAUACUACAACCUCCACCAUCCUCAUCGACGCCGCCAUACCCAAUUUCCCAACCUCCGCCUGUUACCUAAUUGAAGACAACCCAAAAAAAAACCACACCUUCAAUUUCACCCACCACCACUUACCACUGCCCUUGAUUUCACCCACCACCAGUCUCACCUCACCACUGCCCUCCAUCUCUCUUUCUUCUUUCUCUCUCAAGUGUCACGCGCUCAAAGGGGUGAGAGGCAUCGAUGAGGUUAAUGAUGGUGGAGAUGUUUCGAGAGGUUUGGACACAGACUAGGACUCAAAGCUCAGUGUCUAGUUUGGAUCUUUGAAUUGUUCUGCGUUUGAUUCUUUUGGCUUGUCUGUAGAUUGUGGUAAUGGGUGUAAUGAUUCUGAUCACGACCAUUGGUACAAUCACCAAAUUUACAAAUUAUUCACCAUCUACAUAUUUCAAUAGUUGGUGUGAAAUUGCCCACUGUGGAGGUGAGGUAUAAGAAUCUGGUUGUGGAAGCAGAGUGUGAGGUAGUUCAUGGCAAGCCCCUACCGACCUUAUGGAAUUCUCUCAAAGGCAUGUUUUUCGACUUUGUCAAGCUGCCUGGUUUAAAGUCGCAAGAGGCUAAGAUAAGCAUCAUCAAUGAUGUCAGUGGCAUUAUAAAAACUGGAAGAAUGACUCUACUGCUUGGUCCUCCAAGUUGUGGAAAGACAACUUUACUAAAAGCACUUUCCGGAAAUCUAGACAAAUCUCUCAAGGUUACUGGGGAAGUUUCUUACAACGGAUACAAACUGGAAGAGUUUGUCCCCCAGAAAACAUCUGCUUAUAUUAGCCAGUAUGACCUACACAUCCCUGAGAUGACUGUUAGAGAAACACUUGAUUUUUCAGCCCGCUGCCAGGGUGUUGGAAGCCGAACAGAGAUUAUGAUUGAGGUCAGCAGAAGGGAGAAGCAGGCUGGAAUUGUUCCAGAUCCAGACAUAGAUACUUAUAUGAAGGCAAUUACAGUUGAAGGACUGAAGAGAACCCUUCAGACAGACUACAUUUUAAAAAUUCUUGGACUCGAUAUAUGUGCUGACACGAUGGUGGGAGAUGCCAUGAGAAGAGGUAUCUCUGGUGGUCAGAAGAAAAGAUUAACUACAGGGGAGAUGAUCGUAGGUCCCACAAAAGCUUUGUUUAUGGAUGAAAUAUCAAAUGGAUUAGACAGUUCCACCACAUAUCAGAUUGUCGCUUGCCUCCAACAGCUGGCACAUAUCACAGAUGCUACUAUACUUGUGUCACUUCUUCAGCCAGCACCGGAAACCUUUGAACUAUUUGAUGACAUUAUACUGAUGGCCGAAGGAAAGAUUGUGUAUCAUGGAUAUCGUAGUCAUGUUUUAGAUUUUUUUUAUGAUUGCGGGUUUAGGUGUCCUGAAAGGAAAGGGGUAGCUGACUUUCUCCAGGAAGUUAUAUCAAUGAAAGAUCAAGCCCAAUAUUGGCACCGGACUGAACAAACUCACAGUUUUGUUUCUGUCGAUAUGUUCUCUAGGAAAUUCAAGGAAUCUCCUUUCGGGAAGAAGCUAGAUGAGGAGCUCUCCAAGCCAUUCAUGAAGUCUGAAAACCAUAAGGAUGCAAUUUCUUUUAGCAUGUAUUCUCUUCCUAAAUGGGCACUCUUUAGAGCAUGCAUGUCAAGGGAAUUUCUUCUCAUGAGAAGGAAUUCUUUUAUUUAUGUAUUCAAAUCAAUUCAGCUUGUCAUAAUCGCAUCUAUCACGAUGACUGUAUUUUUGCGAACUCGGAUGAGCAUUGAUAUUGCUCAUGCAAACUAUUUCUUGGGUGCUCUGUUCUAUGCUCUCCUCAUUCUUCUAGUUGAUGGAUUCCCGGAGUUGUCAAUGACUGUUGCAAGACUUGCAGUAUUCCAUAAACAGAAAGAGUUGUACUUCUACCCAGCUUGGGCCUAUGCAAUUCCAGCCGCCAUUCUCAAGGUUCCACUUUCAUUGUUGGAAGCUCUAAUUUGGACAUGUCUAACUUAUUAUGUCAUUGGAUACAGUCCUGAGGCUGGCAGGUUUUUCCGGCAGUUCAUUCUACUUUUUGCAAUGCACUUAACAUCAUUAUCCAUGUUCCGUUUCUUGGCAUCAGUCUGCCAGACUGUGGUUGCUUCUACAACGGCUGGUAGUUUGUCGAUAUUAUUUGUCUUAUUAUUUGGUGGUUUCAUUAUUCCAAAAUCCUCUAUGCCAGCAUGGUUGAAGUGGGGUUUCUGGUUAUGCCCACUUACAUAUGGUGAGAUAGGCCUUGCUGUAAAUGAAUUUCGUGCACCACGAUGGCAAAAGAUGUUGACUACAAACACAACAAUUGGACAAGAAACACUUGAAAUCCGUGGGCUAAACUUCAAUGAAUACUAUUUUUGGAUAUCACUUGGUGCCUUAUUUGGGUUUGCAAUAAUUUUCAACAUUGGUUUUACCUUGGCCUUAAGUUUCUUAAAGCCUCCUGGUUCUCGGACUAUUAUCUCAAAUGAAAAGCUGUCUCAAUUACGUGGAAGUGGAGAUUCCUUUAGUAGUGCCCGUGUGGAAGAAAACUCCGACAAUUCUCAUCCUAAGACUAUUACAGAACCUCAUAAAGGCAGAAUGGUCUUACCUUUUGAACCCCUAACAGUAGUGUUUCAAGAUGUGCAAUACUAUAUUGACAGCCCUCCGCAAAUGCGAGAACUGGGCUUCACUCAGAAAAAACUCCAACUUCUUUGUGACAUUACGGGUGCAUUCAGGCCUGGUGUUCUUACAGCAUUAAUGGGUGUCAGUGGUGCUGGGAAAACAACUCUUCUGGAUGUUCUUUCUGGAAGAAAAACUAGUGGCACUGUCGAAGGAGAAAUUAAAAUCGGAGGGUAUCCUAGAGUUCAAGAGACAUUUGCUAGGAUUUCGGGUUACUGUGAGCAAACUGACAUACAUUCUCCCCAACUUACAGUAGAAGAAUCAGUUUUAUAUUCUGCUUGGCUGCGUUUGCAUCCUCAGAUUGAUUCAAAAACUAAAUAUGAAUUUGCAAAAGAAGUCCUUGAGACAAUUGAGCUUGAUGGAAUCAAAGAUGCAUUGGUUGGCAUGCCCGGUGUUAGUGGUCUAUCAACUGAGCAACGUAAGCGGCUCACAAUAGCUGUGGAGCUUGUCGCUAACCCCUCUAUUGUUUUCAUGGAUGAACCAACAUCUGGAUUAGAUGCAAGAGCAGCUGCAAUUGUCAUGCGGGCUGUGAAGAAUGUGGUUGAUACAGGAAGAACAAUUGUCUGCACCAUCCACCAACCAAGUAUUGACAUAUUUGAAGCAUUUGAUGAGUUAAUUCUUUUGAAGACUGGUGGACAUAUGAUCUAUUCUGGACCAUUGGGUCGGGAUUCAAGUAACAUCAUUGAAUAUUUUGAGGGUAUCUCAGGCGUGCCAAAGAUCAGAAAUAAUUACAAUCCAGCAACAUGGAUGUUAGAGGUCACUUCUGCGUCCGCGGAAGCUGAACUUCGUGUAGAUUUUGCCCAGAUAUACAAGAAUUCUGCUUUAUAUGAGAACAAUAAAGAUCUUGUAAAGAGGUUGAGUGAUCCACCUCCUGGUUUAAAGGAGUUGCAUUUCCCAACUCGCUUUCCACAAAAUGGUUGGGGACAGUUCAAGUCCUGCCUAUGGAAACAGCACUGGUCUUAUUGGAGAAGUCCUUCAUACAACUUGAUGCGCUCCAUGCAUACGCUUAUUGCAUCUUUGCUUUUUGGUGUGCUGUUUUGGGAUAAAGGGAAGAAAAUAAAUAACCAGCAGAGUUUGUUCAAUACAUUUGGUUCAAUGUUCACUGCUGUGAUAUUCUUGGGCAUAAAUAACUCCUCAUCUGUUUUACCCUAUGUGACAACAGAGCGAUCUGUUGUGUAUCGGGAAAGAUUUGCUGGGAUGUAUGCUUCAUGGGCUUAUGCACUUGCACAGGUGACAAUUGAGAUUCCCUAUCUCUUUGCCCAGGCACUUUCAUUUGUGAUCAUCACGUACCCAAUGAUCGGGUAUCACUGGUCAGCUUACAAGGUUUUCUGGUACUUUUAUACCAUGUUAUGUACAUUGAUGUGCUUCACUUAUCUUGGAAUGCUUCUUGUUGCAAUGACACCGAACUUUCCAGUAGCUGCAAUUCUACAGUCAACCUUUUACACAAUGUUCAACUUGUUUGCUGGAUUUCUGAUUCCUCAUCCGCAAAUUCCGAAGUGGUGGAUUUGGUUGUAUUAUCUAUGCCCUACAUCUUGGUCACUAAAUGGUUUGCUAAAUUCCCAGUAUGGAGACAUAGACAAGGAGAUUAUGGUGUUUGGAGAAAGCAAAACUGUUGCAGCAUUUUUAAAAGAUUACUUUGGAUUUCACCAUGAUCAAUUACCUAUAGUUGCUGUUGUUCUCAUUGUGUACCCCAUAAUUCUUGCUUCUCUGUUUGCUUACUUUAUAGGAAAGCUUAACUUCCAGAGGAGAUGAAUGUUGUAUAGUUGGUAACUGGUUUGCAAUUUUGAUGAUUAGAUACUAUCUUCUCCAGCAAUUUGACUGCCAAUUUGGAUUAACUGGACAAAUUAGUCCAACCAGCAUCUUUAAAAUUUUGUUUACAUAUUGUUUUUUGUUAA